GCCCGGCCCCGGCUGCGCAGGCGCCGCGCUCCGGGCACUUGUGGCCGCGCCGGGAAGUUGUGCUGGGAGCGCCGCGAGUGCCGAGCCGAGCCCGCCGCCGACCCCGCCAUGUCGGGCUCCUCCAACGUGGCGGCCAUGAAGAAGGUGGUGCAGCAGCUGCGCCUGGAGGCGAGUGUGACCCGCGUGAAGGUUUCUCAAGCUGCAGCUGACUUGAAGCAAUUCUGCCUGCAGAAUGCACAACAUGAUCCCCUACUGACGGGAGUAUCAUCAAGUACAAAUCCAUUCAGACCCCAGAAAGUUUGUUCAUUUUUGUAAUUAUGUGAACUACUUCAGUAUCUUUCAGUGAUCUUUUAGCAUCUUUUCCUACCUGCUGAUGUGUGUAUGGGCAGAGUGCCUCAAGGAGUGGGCUGGUUUGAAGUCUGUAAAAAAGCUUAGCUUUAACGUGCCAAAUCUAACUCUAAAAGUGCUACUGUCGUCAAACUUCUUACCAUCUACCUCUCCAGAUGAACUGUAUGCUAGUUACGUAUUUCUGUUUCAUAUGGGAAUCAGUUUUAUACGCCAAGCAAAAAAUAAAAGUGUCUUGACUUAGUCUGGUCUUGAAAUUACUGUAAGAAUUGGAUUAACUUCUGGGUAUGGUGGCACCUCACAGUCAGUGCACCACUCUGUAGCAGCUGGAGAGCAGAGAGAGGAGUGUAAAUAUUCUCUGCUGCUGCAAGUCUGCCUGGGGUUAACAGUCCUUCAGAACAAUGAGGCUGCGGCAGUACCAUACUUAGAAGCAUAACAGAAAUAGAACAGAAAAAAAUUGGGACUGUUUAUAAUUCAGCUAUACAGCUGUGCCAUAUCAUAGACAUCACAUUAAGACACAGUAAAUUAUUCUUAAUGAGUAAUUCUGCCCUAGGAGAUAACUUACUCUAUGUGCCUUCUUAUUCAGUAGGUAAAUAUGAAAAAGCACUUAUAGCUGUAUAUGAAAAGAAAGUAGCUCAAAGAAAACUUGACCUUUUAGCUGCCAGUGAAUGUGCCAACUUAAGGCAAAACAGUAGUUUAUGUGCAGAUAAUACAAACUCGAGUGUUGCUGUGAGGCUGAACCCUGCUCAGAGCCUCACAUAGUCACUGAGCAGCAUUUUUAGAUGAUAGCUUUAUGAAUGUCCUGUAAGCGGGUUUUACAAAUUCUUUCCCAUCCUUUCAACUGCUUUGGGUAUACAGAUCUCUUGUUGAUGUGAUACUUAAAGAAGAGAUGCCCGUAGGAGUUAUGCAUAUUGUUUUUGUAACUUCAGCAACAUGCCUAUUUUAUGCAAAAUGCUAAUGAAAUAAAAUACCAUGGAUUUCAUGGA
Messenger RNA from Motacilla alba alba, 1331 nucleotides. It is a transcript of the gene GNG5, whose product is annotated as G protein subunit gamma 5. Gene Ontology annotation, cellular component: heterotrimeric G-protein complex. Gene Ontology annotation, molecular function: G-protein beta-subunit binding. The transcript is spliced from 3 exons. The record is from RefSeq and is a predicted model, not a curated record. Gene Ontology annotation, biological process: G protein-coupled receptor signaling pathway. NCBI's taxonomy places the organism in Eukaryota, Metazoa, Chordata, Aves, Passeriformes, Motacillidae. The coding region runs from base 109 to 315 and encodes 68 amino acids.